ACCUCAUCGUUAACAAUGUCCACCUCAAAAGCUGUCGGUAUCGAUCUCGGCACCACCUACUCAUGUGUCGGUGUCUGGCAAAACGACCGAGUGGAAAUUAUUGCCAAUGACCAGGGUAACCGUACCACCCCCUCCUACGUCUCGUUCUCCGAGAGCGAGCGUCUCAUCGGUGAUGCCGCAAAGAACCAAGUCGCCAUGAACCCCCACAACACUGUCUUCGACGCGAAGCGUCUCAUCGGUCGCAAGUUCGAGGAUCCUGAAGUGCAAUCCGAUAUGAAACACUUCCCCUUCCGCGUCUUCAGCAAGGAUGGCAAGCCCUACGUCGAGGUCGAGUACCGUGGAGAGAAGAAGCAGUUCUCUCCGGAAGAAAUCUCCUCUAUGAUUCUGCUCAAGAUGAAGGAGACCGCCGAGUCCUACCUUGGCACCACUGUUUCCAACGCCGUUGUUACCGUCCCCGCCUACUUCAAUGACUCUCAGCGACAGGCUACCAAGGACGCGGGUACCAUCUCUGGUCUUAACGUUCUCCGUAUCAUCAACGAGCCUACGGCCGCUGCCAUUGCUUACGGCCUCGACAAGCAGGUCACUGGCGAGCGAAACGUCUUGAUCUUCGACCUUGGAGGAGGAACUUUCGACGUUUCUCUAUUGACCAUCGAGGAGGGUAUCUUCGAGGUCAAGGCCACCGCUGGUGAUACUCACUUGGGUGGUGAGGACUUCGACAACCGUCUCGUCAACCACUUCAUCCAAGAGUUCAAGCGCAAGAACAAGAAGGAUAUCUCUGGCAACGCCCGUGCUGUCCGUCGUCUCCGAACCGCUUGCGAGCGUGCCAAGCGAACACUCUCAUCUGCCACCCAAACCUCCAUCGAAAUCGACUCUCUCUUCGAGGGCAUCGACUUCUAUACUUCCCUCACCCGUGCUCGUUUCGAGGAACUUUGCCAGGACCUCUUCCGAAGCACCCUCGAUCCCGUCGAAAAGGUCCUCCGUGACUCCAAGAUCGACAAGGCCAACGUCCACGAGAUCGUCCUCGUUGGUGGUUCCACCCGUAUCCCCCGUAUCGUUAAGCUCGUGUCCGACUUCUUCAACGGCAAGGAGCCCAACAAGAGCAUCAACCCCGACGAGGCUGUCGCCUAUGGUGCCGCCGUCCAGGCUGCCAUCCUUUCUGGUGACACCUCCGAGAAGACUCAAGACCUCCUCCUCCUCGACGUUGCUCCUCUCUCCCUCGGUAUUGAGACCGCUGGUGGUGUCAUGACUGCCCUCAUCAAGCGAAACACCACCGUCCCCACCAAGAAGUCUGAGAUCUUCUCCACUUACGCCGACAACCAACCCGGUGUCCUCAUCCAAGUCUUCGAGGGUGAGCGUGCCCGCACCAAGGACAACAACUUGCUCGGAAAGUUCGAACUUUCGGGCAUUCCUCCCGCUCCCCGUGGUGUUCCCCAAAUCGAGGUCACUUUCGACAUCGACGCCAACGGUAUCCUCAACGUCUCCGCGUCUGACAAGACCACUGGCAAGUCCAACCGCAUCACCAUCACCAACGACAAGGGCCGUCUCUCCAAGGAGGAGAUCGACCGCAUGGUUAGCGAGGCCGAGAAGUUCAAGGCUGAGGAUGAGGCUGCCGCUGCUCGCAUCACCGCCAAGAACGGACUCGAGUCCUAUGCCUAUAACCUUCGCAACUCGAUCCAAGACCCCAAGCUCGCUGACAAGUUUGAUGCCUCUGACAAGUCCAAGCUCGAGGCGGCCGUCAACGAGACCAUCCAGUGGCUCGACAACUCGCAAGAGGCUUCCAAGGAGGAGUACGAGAGCAAGCAGAAGGAGUUGGAGGGUAUUGCCAACCCCAUCAUGCAAAACCUCUACGCCUCUGCCGGCGGUGCUCCUGGCGGCUUCCCUGGCGCUGGCGGUGCUCCUGGUGGCUUCCCUGGUGCCGGUACCGGUGCUAGCGAAGACGGUCCUAGCGUGGAGGAGGUCGACUAAACAACAUGAUAUCACUUUUCGCGUUCUCUCUUUGUCGCAUAUCAUUUCUAUAGUGGACUUAGACUAAAAUUACCUCAUUGUAUCAUAUACUUCAUUGCAAUUUUCAUUUCAUUUUUCUCUGCUCU
This is a messenger RNA of Coprinopsis cinerea okayama7#130, 2090 nucleotides long. RefSeq names its product heat shock cognate 70. The coding region runs from base 16 to 1965 and encodes 649 amino acids. The record is from RefSeq and is a predicted model, not a curated record. Gene Ontology annotation, cellular component: cytosol; nucleus; cytoplasm. Gene Ontology annotation, biological process: cellular response to unfolded protein; protein refolding; vesicle-mediated transport. Gene Ontology annotation, molecular function: ATP hydrolysis activity; ATP-dependent protein folding chaperone; ATP binding. The transcript has 5 exons. Lineage: Eukaryota; Fungi; Basidiomycota; Agaricomycetes; Agaricales; Psathyrellaceae.